AUGGACAUCGAGCCUUACGCCGCUCCAGAGUCACCCGAGGCUUACGAGAACGACAAUCCACUCUUCCGCCCUUACAUUGGUAUGGUCGAUGAUGUCGACGACGAGUUUGAGAUCACGCGUGCCAAAUACUCGACGUCUCUCGAUGUGCGUGGCUAUAUUCCCGUCUAUGAGUACAUGGCUGGCACGCAACCUAUCAUGUGGGAUCGCGAGACAGGCUUUGUACACUUUACUGGGAUUUGGAAAUGUCUCGGUAAUUCCAAGGCAGACAUUGUGCGCGUUGUUGAUUCCAAUCCUGAGCUCGGGGUGACCAAGAUCCGUGGUGGAUUCCUAAAGAUCCAAGGCACCUGGAUGCCCUUUGAGCACGCAAAGACACUCUGUCGACGUACGGCGUGGCGGAUCCGCGACAAGCUUGUUCCUUUGUUUGGGCCCAACUUUGCAGACGAGUGUCUGCCACCCACACACGAAGAUUAUGGCUGCUUGCUAUUGGAUCCAAAAAGCGCAGCACCGCAUCGCUCCGCCGCUCACCAUCAUCAUCAUCAUCAUCAAAGACGCAAUAACAAUGCAGCUACGACAACCACCACGACGACGACAGCAGUGGGUGGCGGUGACGAAGCACCCUCAUCACCGGCAAACACCACGCCAUCUCCGUCGUUUGCCCGUCGCAAGACGCCUCCGCCUUCGCAUCACACUAGCUCAUUUCGGUUUCCAUUUUCGCCAUUUGUGCGCCACAGCAGCAGCAGCAGCAACAACAACAACAACAACAAUGCCAUGAGCACCAAGCACACGGUUCUACUGCCACGCGUCUCGCCUUCUUCUUCUUCUUCAUCCUCUUCGUCGUCGUCCUCCUCCUCUGACUCCGACUCUCCUUCUUCUUCUUCUUCUUCGUACACUCUCCCAUUGCUCCACGCCACAUUGCCCGGGUGGUCCUCGACGAGCUCGGAUGAUCAGGUCGAUACCGUCCGCGCAUCAUUGUUGCUGCAGCGGUUGAGCGUCGAUGCCGGCGAGCGCCCCUUCUUUUCGCCAUCCGCCUCGUUGCCUCUUGCGGCGCGUGUGGUCGUCAACUCGUCUGAAUUCACCGUCUCAUGGGAAGGCCAGUAA
Molecule: messenger RNA, 1098 nt
Organism: Zychaea mexicana
Lineage: Eukaryota; Fungi; Mucoromycota; Mucoromycetes; Mucorales; Lichtheimiaceae
Product: transcription regulator HTH, apses-type DNA-binding domain-containing protein
Exons: 4
Coding region: 1-1098 (365 amino acids)
Cellular component (GO): MBF transcription complex; SBF transcription complex
Molecular function (GO): transcription regulator activity; DNA binding
Source: RefSeq, a predicted model, not a curated record